CUGUCCUCUUCAAGCGUACUUCUUCGUAUAUGUUUGUGUCCCGCUAUGUCGCUCAUCGACACUGUUGGGGCUACCACUCUCUUGCGAGAAUGCAAUAAACGAAAGGCUCGAGAUUUUAUCGAGUCGCUCGGUCUCAUAAACACCAAUCCAGGACGAGCAUCUGCUAGGUUUGAUGAUCCUAAAGUAGUUCAGCUCAAUAAAAGAGUCAUCGCAGCAGUCGAUGCCGUGUUUGACAAAAUUGGGAAAACUCGCGCUGAUCGCCAGGCUCAUUUGACUAAUGAGGAGGUCCUCGAUGACUGGAUAAAAGAACUUUGUGCUGUCUUUGGGCCGGAACUCUGGGGACGAUCAAACCGUAACCACCUACUCACUGCUGGAUUAUGUGAGUUAUAUCCUAAAGAUCUAUAUUUCGAUGUAGAGGAGGACCGAAAAGCAAUUGAACUUUAUCUUCGCUGCUGGAUUGUUAAAAGAGGUUCUAGAAGGGUGGGAUCUGAAAGGGGUAAAAUUAGAGAAGUCCAGAAUAACCAAACCGCCGGCUCAUUCGAGAAGGCAAAGAAGCCUCUGGCCGGAAAGAUUGUCGACGUUUCGGAUUCUGACUCCUCUUCCUCAUCCUCUUUCGAAACUUCCGGAUCUGGAUCAAGAUCCACCACAGCUCGCGGUAAAAUGGCCGAAUCUUUUUAUCGUGCUCCGCCGGCGAGAAUGUACCCUACGCCGCAGCCCCAACCUAUCCGAACACAACCUACUGAAGAACUAUCCGUCAGAGCUACUGCGAACUCUUCUUGCGCACGAGAUGCAGCUGAUGAUCUCAUGAACGAUGAUCUAUACGCUCCGCCAUCACAGGAAACAUCAAGCGAAGAUGAAGAGACAUUCUCAUCGCGUGCUAGAUUGAACAAGAGAAAGCGUAGGGACAGCGUCCAUAGAACGCCACGUGGAAAGCUUCCGAAGGUCCAUAUAGCACGGAAAGCAGGAGUAGGCAUCGAUGUCUCAGAUAUAAGUGACCUAUAUUCCGUUCCACGCUCACCUUCAGCUGUUUUCACCGCUGAUCCGUUCCCCACAACCUUCGAUAGACGGAGGAUAAGAGCAUUCAAUGAAGUAGAGACGUUCCCAUCGAGAGAAAGUACUAUCCAGGAACAAGAUGCAGAUAAUCAAAUCAACGAUACCAUUAACCAGAUUUGGAAAGACGUGGAAGCCGCUGAGACUAGUAACCCGUCGCCUCCCUUCAUUUGUCAUGGUCUUCCUGCUAGUCUACUGCCGAGCUGUUCGGUCACUGACUCCGUCAUUCCGAGCGACACGCAAUAUGAUGUGAUUCCUGUUCGCAUUGACCUUACCGGAACCGAUACGAGCAUCGACACUGCAAUAAAUGAGCCUCGCUCCGCGACCCUUGCACCAAAUAAGACAAUACUUCCGGCGUUUACGGUGACAGAGGAGAAUAAACUCAGGAGGGAGCUUUUCAAGCUUCUUCUGUCACGGUUCAGUGACCUAAAUCAGUUCAAAUCCGAACUUGACCACAAAGAGCCGGAAGACCGAUUGAAUAUGUUACUAAACCAAUUCUGGUUCAACGAUCUUGAAUGUCUCCGCAUGACAGAAGACGACCGAUUCGUCGAUCUUCAAAUGGCUUUCCAAAGCUGGAUGGACAUGCGCACUAAACUGCACGACUUUCAAAUCUCCUCGGAGUAUCUCGGCAAGCCGGGGGACGAGUGGCAGGCAUAUCUUCGUAGCUUAACUUCGACUGAACAGCGUUCUCGUGCUUGUAUAGCUCUGAUGGACCUCCGGGAUUCCUUGGGAGAUGGAAACACGAUUGUGAAGGAUACGUUCAACAAGAACAUGAUGACAAUCUUUGAUUUGUUGACCAAGAUACCGGACUGCAACGGAGUGGAGGCAUUCUGUGGACUUGCUGAUUACAAUAGAAAGUUGCUUGCGUGGUUUCCAUAGGGCAGGAGGAGAAGCUGCAUAUUACAUUUCAAGUAGGUACACUGUCUCUAUCAGACAUCACGAUCUUCAAUGAAUUCAAUUUGUAUUAUAAGUCUUUAGCGACUAAAGCUAUAGAUGUCUAGAGCUAAAGAUUAAUUGUACAAGCUCU
Molecule: messenger RNA, 2077 nt
Organism: Lindgomyces ingoldianus
Lineage: Eukaryota; Fungi; Ascomycota; Dothideomycetes; Pleosporales; Lindgomycetaceae
Exons: 3
Coding region: 46-1929 (627 amino acids)
Source: RefSeq, a predicted model, not a curated record